UAAGCAAAAAGAAUAAGAAGCUUAUAAAAAGAAACCAAUAAUAAAGAUCGAACCUACCAGAGAUGACUGCAUCAAAGGAUGGUGCUAGUAGUUUCACCAACAUUUCUGUAGAGGAGCACUUUAGCGUCUCCCAAUCUAGUUCUGGUGGGCAGUUUGUAGGUCCCACAGAAGAAAUUCCAACGGCGGCUGAUGCACUUAUAGGGAGGUCGGCGACACUGACGGAGGCUCUCAAAGCAGCGGCCAUAAACGUUGGCCAUAAGCCAGUGGAAACGACUGACUUAGCUGCGAUAAAAGAGGUGGAAGCUAGAGCUACCGAUGGCGAUAUAGAAAGGGGAGAUAGUGUAACGGCCGUGGCAAGCGAGGCGGUUGCUCGUAACAAAAAAGCAGGUAAAGAAGAUGCCAAGAAGAUUCAUCUCCGAGACAUUAUUGCUGAGAUUGAUGUGAAGGUGGCGAGAGACAGAGCAGUGACAAGUGAAGACGCUGAAGCAGUGGUUGACGCUGAGCUCAAUCAUUCUCCAUAUUGA
Raphanus sativus (radish) is the source of this 524-nucleotide messenger RNA. Its product is annotated as late embryogenesis abundant protein 49-like. Lineage: Eukaryota; Viridiplantae; Streptophyta; Magnoliopsida; Brassicales; Brassicaceae. The transcript is spliced from 2 exons. The record is from RefSeq and is a predicted model, not a curated record. Bases 63 to 524 code for a protein of 153 amino acids.